This is a messenger RNA of Spea bombifrons (plains spadefoot toad), 5931 nucleotides long. Its product is annotated as myosin-1B-like. The record is from RefSeq and is a predicted model, not a curated record. The coding region runs from base 9 to 5810 and encodes 1933 amino acids. The transcript is spliced from 39 exons. Gene Ontology annotation, molecular function: actin filament binding; cytoskeletal motor activity; ATP binding. NCBI's taxonomy places the organism in Eukaryota, Metazoa, Chordata, Amphibia, Anura, Pelobatidae. Gene Ontology annotation, cellular component: myosin complex.
AACCAGCCAUGGGGGACGGUGAGAUGGCUGCAUUUGGGGAGGCCGCCCAAUUCCUCCGAAAAUCGGAAAAGGAGAGGAUUGAGGCCCAGAACCGACCGUUCGACGCCAAAACCUGCUACUUUGUGGUAGACCCAAAGCAGAUGUAUGUGAAGGGUGUCAUUCAGAGCCGAGAGGGCGGAAAAGUCACCGUCAAGAAAGAAGACAACACCACUGUAACAGUGAAGGACGAUGAGGUUUUCCCCAUGAACCCACCCAAGUAUGAUAAGAUUGAAGACAUGGCCAUGAUGACCCACCUGAACGAACCGUCCGUCCUGUAUAACCUCAAAGAGCGUUACGCAGCCUGGAUGAUCUACACCUAUUCCGGGUUGUUCUGCGCCACCGUGAACCCCUACAAGUGGCUUCCCGUCUACAACCCGGAGGUGGUGAACGCUUACCGGGGCAAGAAGCGCCAGGAGGCUCCACCACACAUCUUCUCCAUCUCUGAUAACGCCUAUCAGGCCAUGUUAACCGAUCGUGAGAAUCAGUCCGUCCUGAUUACCGGAGAAUCCGGGGCCGGAAAGACUGUGAACACGAAACGUGUCAUCCAGUACUUUGCGACAAUCGCAGCUACCGGAGACAAGAAGCAGAAAGAAGCCGAGAAGAGCAAGGGCACCCUGGAGGAUCAAAUCAUCCAGGCCAACCCUCUGCUGGAGGCCUUCGGUAACGCCAAGACCGUGAGGAACGACAACUCGUCCCGCUUCGGUAAAUUCAUCAGGAUCCACUUUGGAACCACCGGCAAACUGUCCUCUGCUGAUAUCGAAACAUAUCUUCUGGAAAAAUCUAGAGUAACAUUCCAGUUAUCAGCAGAGAGGAGCUACCACAUCUUCUAUCAGAUCAUGUCUAACAAGAAGCCGGAGCUGAUCGAACAGCUGCUGAUUACAACCAACCCUUACGACUUCCCAUUCAUCAGCCAAGGUGAACUCACUGUGGCGAGCAUUGAUGACCAAGAGGAGCUGAUAGCCACUGAUGAAGCCAUUGACAUCCUGGGGUUCAAUUCAGAUGAAAAAAUUGGCAUCUACAAGCUGACGGGCGCCGUCAUGCACUACGGCAACAUGAAGUUCAAGCAGAAGCAAAGAGAGGAGCAGGCUGAGCCCGACGGCACAGAAGUGGCUGACAAGAUAUCCUACCUGAUGGGUCUGAACUCGGCCGACCUGCUCAAGGCCUUGUGCUACCCCAGAGUCAAAGUCGGGAAUGAAUUUGUGACCAAAGGUCAAACCGUGCAACAGGUAAACAACUCGGUUGGUGCCCUGGCCAAGUCUGUCUACGAGAAGAUGUUCUUGUGGAUGGUCAUCCGUAUCAACCAGCAGCUGGACACCAAGCAACCAAGACAACACUUCAUCGGUGUCUUGGAUAUUGCCGGCUUUGAGAUCUUCGACUUCAACAGCCUGGAACAGCUGUGCAUCAACUUCACCAACGAGAAGCUGCAGCAGUUCUUCAACCACCACAUGUUCGUCUUGGAACAAGAGGAAUAUAAGAAGGAAGGGAUCGAGUGGGAGUUCAUCGACUUCGGCAUGGACUUGGCCGCCUGCAUCGAGCUCAUUGAGAAGCCAAUGGGCAUCUUCUCCAUCCUUGAAGAGGAGUGCAUGUUCCCCAAGGCAACAGACACUUCAUUCACCAACAAACUCUAUGACCAACAUCUCGGCAAAUCCAACAACUUCCAGAAGCCAAAACCAGGCAAAGGCAAGGCAGAGGCUCACUUCUCCCUCGUCCACUACGCCGGGACGGUGGAUUACAACAUCUCUGGGUGGCUCGACAAGAAUAAGGACCCGCUGAAUGAAACCGUCAUUGGGCUCUACCAGAAGUCUUCUGUGAAGCUUCUGUCAUUCCUUUAUUCUGCAUAUUCUGCAACAGACGCAGAUUCUGGUGGCAAGAAGGGUGGCAAGAAGAAGGGUUCCUCUUUCCAGACCGUGUCUGCUCUUUUCAGGGAGAAUCUGAACAAACUGAUGAGCAACCUGAGGAGCACUCACCCUCACUUUGUACGUUGUCUGAUUCCCAAUGAGACGAAGACCCCCGGUAUCAUGGAUCACUACCUGGUCAUGCAUCAGCUCAGGUGUAACGGGGUGCUGGAGGGCAUCAGGAUUUGCAGGAAAGGAUUCCCCAGCAGGAUCCUCUACGGUGACUUCAAACAGCGUUACAAGAUCCUUAAUGCCAGCGCUAUCCCCGAUGGUCAGUUCAUUGAUAGCAAGAAGGCUUCAGAGAAACUUCUGGGUUCUAUUGAUGUUGACCAUACUCAGUACAAAUUCGGUCACACUAAGGUCUUCUUCAAAGCCGGUCUUUUGGGUACCCUUGAGGAGAUGCGAGAUGAGAAGUUAGCUCAGCUGAUCACUCGCACUCAGGCUAUGUGCCGUGGGUUCCUGAUGAGAGUGGAGUUCAAAAAGAUGAUGGAGAGGAGGGAGUCCGUCUUCUGCAUUCAGUACAACGUCCGCGCCUUCAUGAACGUCAAGCACUGGCCAUGGAUGAAGCUCUACUUCAAGAUCAAGCCUCUCCUGAAGAGCGCCGAGUCCGAGAAGGAGAUGCAAAACAUGAAGGAAGAGUUUGAGAAGACAAAAGAGCUUCUGGCAAAGUCAGAAGCUAAAAGGAAGGAGCUUGAGGAGAAAAUGGUCUCCGUUCUUCAAGAGAAGAAUGACCUACAGCUUCAAGUUACAUCUGAAUCAGAAAAUUUGUCAGAUGCUGAAGAAAGAUGCGAAGGCCUCAUCAAAGCCAAGAUUCAGCUUGAAGCAAAAGUCAAAGAGAUCAAUGAGAGGCUUGAAGAAGAAGAGGAAUCCAACGCCGAGCUGACGGCUAAGAAGAGGAAACUGGAGGACGAAUGUUCUGAACUGAAGAAAGACAUCGACGACCUUGAGUUGACUUUGGCCAAGGUUGAGAAGGAGAAACACGCCACAGAGAACAAAGUGAAAAAUCUAACAGAAGAAAUGGCUGUUUUGGACGAGAGCAUCGCCAAACUGACCAAGGAGAAGAAAGCCCUUCAGGAAGCCCACCAGCAGACCUUGGAUGACCUGCAAGCUGAAGAAGACAAAGUCAACACUCUCACCAAAGCCAAAACCAAGCUGGAGCAACAAGUGGAUGAUCUGGAGGGUUCUCUCGAGCAAGAGAAGAAGCUUCGCAUGGAUUUAGAGAGAGCCAAGAGGAAGCUGGAGGGUGAUCUGAAGCUGGCCCAGGAGUCUACUAUGGACUUGGAAAACGACAAACAGCAACUGGAUGAAAAAGUCAAAAAGAAGGAAUUUGAAGUCAACCAACUGCAAAGCAAGAUUGAAGAUGAACAAGCUGCCACUGCUCAGCUGCACAAGAAAAUCAAAGAGCUUCAGGCCCGUAUCGAGGAACUGGAAGAGGAAAUCGAGGCGGAACGGGCAGCGAGAGCCAAGGCCGAGAAACAGCGCUCAGACCUCUCCAGGGAGCUCGAGGAGAUCAGCGAGCGUCUGGAGGAAGCCGGUGGAGCAACCUCUGCUCAGAUCGAGAUGAACAAGAAGCGCGAGGCCGAGUUCCAGAAAAUGCGCCGUGAUCUGGAAGAGGCCACCCUACAACACGAAGCCACAGCGGCCGCUCUCCGAAAGAAGCAUGCCGACAGCUCGGCGGAACUCGGAGAACAGAUCGAUAACCUCCAGCGUGUGAAGCAGAAGCUGGAAAAGGAGAAGAGCGAGCUGAAGAUGGAGAUCGACGACCUGGCCAGCAACAUGGAGUCUGUUUCCAAAGCCAGAUCAAAUUUUGAGAAAAUGUGCAGAGCACUAGAGGACCAAUACAAUGAAGUGAAGACUAAGGAGGAUGAGCACAUUCGAGUCAUUAACGACUUAAAUGCUCAGAAAGCGCGUCUUCAAACAGAAAACGGUGAAUACUCCCGGCAGCUGGAGGAAAAGGAAUCUUUAAUUUCUCAGCUUUCCAGAGGAAAACAGGCGUUCACUCAACAAACAGAGGAGCUGAAACGGCUCCUGGAAGAGGAAGUAAAGGCCAAGAACGCCCUCGCUCAUGGUCUCCAAUCUGCCCGCCACGACUGCGAUCUGCUCAGGGAGCAAUAUGAGGAGGAGCAGGAAGCCAAGGCCGAGCUCCAGAGAGCCCUGUCCAAGGCCAAUGGAGAAGUCGCCCAAUGGAGGACGAAAUACGAGACGGACGCUAUUCAGCGCACAGAGGAACUGGAGGAAGCCAAGAAGAAACUUGCCCAGCGCCUCCAGGACGCCGAAGAACAAAUUGAGGCCGUCAACUCCAAGUGUGCGUCUCUGGAGAAGACAAAACAGAGGCUCCAAGGAGAGGUGGAAGAUCUGAUGGUGGACGUAGAGCGCUCUAACUCUGCCUGCGCGGCCCUCGAUAAGAAACAGAGGAACUUUGACAAGGUCCUGGCUGAAUGGAAGCAGAAGUACGAGGAAGCUCAGGCGGAGCUGGAGGCCUCUCUGAAGGAGGCUCGGGCUCUGGGCACCGAGGUCUUCAAGAUGAAGAACUCCUAUGAAGAAGCCUUGGAUCAUCUGGAGACUAUCAAGAGAGAAAAUAAGAACCUGCAACAUGAGAUUUCUGACCUGACCGAACAAAUUUCUGAGACAGGCAAAGCCAUUCAUGAAAUUGAGAAGUCUAAGAAGCAGGUGGAACAGGAGAAAUCUGAUCUCCAGUCAGCCCUGGAAGAGGCAGAGGGCUCUCUGGAACACGAAGAGGCCAAGAUCCUUCGUAUCCAACUUGAGUUAAAUCAAAUCAAGUCUGAAGUGGACAGAAAAAUUGCAGAGAAAGAUGAAGAGAUUGAACAGCUGAAGAGGAACAGUCAGAGGGCUCUGGAGUCCAUGCAGAGUUCUCUGGAUGCCGAGAUUAGGAGCAGGAAUGAUGCCCUCAGGCUAAAGAAGAAGAUGGAGGGAGAUCUUAACGAAAUGGAGAUCCAGCUCAGCCAUGCCAACCGUCAGGCCGCAGAAGCCCAGAAGCAGCUCAGAAACGUGCAAGGACAACUUAAGGAUGCCCAACUGCACCUGGACGAUUCUCAAAGGGCAAACGAUGACCUGAAGGAACAGCUGGCCAUCGUUGAAAGACGCAACAAUCUCAUGACUGCAGAAAUCGAGGAGAUUAGGUCUGCCCUGGAACAGACGGAGCGUUCUCGGAAGGUGGCAGAACACGAGCUUCUGGACGCCUCUGAACGCGUCCAACUUCUCCACUCCCAGAAUACCAGCCUAAUAAACACCAAAAAGAAGAUUGAGUCUGAUAUAGCUCAACUUCAAAAUGAGGUAGAAGAGGCUGUCCAGGAGGCAAGGAACGCAGAUGAAAAAGCCAAGAAGGCAAUUACAGAUGCUGCCAUGAUGGCCGAGGAGCUGAAGAAGGAGCAGGACACCAGCGCUCACCUCGAGAGGAUGAAGAAGAACCUGGAUCAGACCGUGAAGGAUCUCCAGCACCGGCUGGAUGAGGCCGAGCAGCUGGCGCUGAAAGGAGGCAAGAAACAGCUCCAGAAACUGGAGGCCAGGGUGCGUGAAUUGGAAAAUGAGCUUGAAGCUGAACAGAAGAGAGGCUCUGAAGCCAUCAAGGGCGUGAGAAAGUAUGAGAGAAGAGUCAAAGAACUGACCUACCAGUCUGAAGAAGACAAGAAGAACGUGUUUAGGUUGCAAGACUUAGUGGACAAAUUGCAACUGAAGGUGAAGGCUUACAAGAGGCAGGCAGAGGAGUCGGAGGAACAAGCUAAUGUCCACAUGUCCAGAUUCAGAAAGACUCAACAUGAGCUGGAAGAGGCAGAGGAACGCGCGGAUAUCGCAGAAUCGCAGGUCAACAAGCUGAGAGCCAAGAGCCGGGACAUCGGCAAGAAAGUAGAAGAGUGAAGCGGAUCGAGGUGGAGAGAUUUACAAAGGAUGUUCAUAAAAUAUGUCCUGCUUUGUAAAUAGGGAACACGCCAUGUGGCAUCCUAGGCUCUAGACGCAAAUAAAUUUCUAGCAGACGGUG